This is a messenger RNA of Pieris napi, 921 nucleotides long. RefSeq lists its product as uncharacterized. The record is from RefSeq and is a predicted model, not a curated record. Lineage: Eukaryota; Metazoa; Arthropoda; Insecta; Lepidoptera; Pieridae. The transcript is spliced from 3 exons.
AUGCGGGAGGCGAGGCGACCAUCCGCGCGGGGCCGUUUGCAGGCCACGGACCAGUCACGUUUGCCGCCGCGACCAGAGCAAAAUCUACCAAAGAAUACCUACCAUCUGUACAAGCAGUUAUUAUUUCUUUAAAAAAAAUUACAACAUGAGACAACAGAUAGUAUUAAUGAAACGUAAAUGCAAGCACCACCUGGGCAAGAGAAUCAAGCAAGAUCUGAAAAAUCUCCAAGACAAUACCAACAGAAGCCGCGAAAAAGAAAGGCAAACGAGUUUGAAGGUGAAAUUGUUAACAUUUUAAAGGAACCGGAAAACAGGCACUUGUCUUUUUUUAAGGGAAUUCUACCGUCUCUGGAAAAAUUGGAUGAGAACAAAACACUUAUUUUUUUUAAAGUCGUUUCCUCCUAUCAGCCUAGCAACUACCAGAGCUACACAGGCUAUCAAACUCAACAUUUUGCAAACCAAACACCACUGACACGCCCACAUUUAUAACAAGAACAAUCAUCAAACGCAGGGGAAGAUCAAAUUAAUUCACCUAGUGAUAAUUAUUCUACCUAUAGCGCUUUGUCGACGGAAAAAGAGUUUGAUUUUACAUAAUAUUAAUUACUAUUAACUGCUAAUACUACAAAAAAAUGAGUUCCAUCCAUUUCAUGUACAGCGAGUACAAUCCUUAUUACCUCGAGAUUAUGAACCUCGGGUUGCUUUUUGCCAAACAAUAAUUCAAAAACACCGAGAAGACCCACAAUUCUUAGAAAAUUUUUUAUGGUCGGAUGAAUCAACUUUUAAAAAAGACGGCUACAUGAACCUACACAAUCUGCACGAGUGGCACGUCGAAAAUCCACGAUUGAUGAGACCAGACAGAUCACAGUACCGUUUCAAAGUUAACAUGUGGACUGGAAUUUUGAACGGAAAAGUCAUAGGGCC